This is a messenger RNA of Eimeria tenella, 459 nucleotides long. RefSeq lists its product as uncharacterized. The transcript has 4 exons. The annotation marks the transcript as partial. The record is from RefSeq and is a predicted model, not a curated record. NCBI's taxonomy places the organism in Eukaryota, Apicomplexa, Conoidasida, Eucoccidiorida, Eimeriidae.
AUGGGCCCCGCCGUGCUGCAGUGGACGCAAGACCUUAUUGCUGCACUGUGUCCGCAGGUUGCUGCUGCUUUCCCACAGCUGGAGCUGCAGGCGCACGCCGCGCUGCGAGCCUGCCUCGAGCAGCAGCAGCAGCAGCAGCAGCAGCUGGCAGCAGCAAUGUCUCUGUCAAAAGCGGUAGAAAGCCUCAGCAGCUCUCGUUUCCAUUUGCUGCUGCCAGCUUUAAAUGCUGUUGCUGCUCUUCACCUUGGGAAGCACCUCAAGAACUGCCUGGGGGGCCCUCACCUCCAGGGUCUUCACCUGCGGGCUCUUUGCUGCUUCUUUGCGGACGUCUUCGACCCCUCCAGCCCCGGCCUUUCGGUGCUGCUGAUGCAGCAAGCUCUGGAGGCGAUGCGGCUGCGGGCGGAGCCGCUGGGGGCCCCCGAGGCGCUGCUGCUGCUGCGAGGUAUUCGCCAGCUGCAG